Alexandromys fortis (reed vole) is the source of this 2376-nucleotide messenger RNA. It is a transcript of the gene Oxnad1, whose product is annotated as oxidoreductase NAD binding domain containing 1. Gene Ontology annotation, molecular function: oxidoreductase activity. Gene Ontology annotation, cellular component: mitochondrion. Bases 629 to 1561 code for a protein of 310 amino acids. The transcript is spliced from 10 exons. NCBI's taxonomy places the organism in Eukaryota, Metazoa, Chordata, Mammalia, Rodentia, Cricetidae. The record is from RefSeq and is a predicted model, not a curated record.
GGGAGUUUGGGCCUGGGCCGUGAACCAGUAGUUAGUUUCCUGGCCUCUGGAGUCUCAUCCUCCAUCGCUGACUUCAGAGAAUCUUUCAAGAAUUGGCUGGAAGCUGCGGCCCUUAUUAGAGGGGGGCGCCUCGUCACUGAGGCGCAGGGAGCCACGCGGCGUCCUCCGCAGCCCUCAACGGUGGUCGACACACAGCCCUGCUCCUGGAAUUGCGUUUCAGGCGACCUUCAGAGCGCCGAGGAACGCCCGGCCUGUUGUAGUUCCUGCCUGCAGGAACUUUGUGGGAAUUUCGGUAUAUGGAAAAUUGCUCUGUUCCAGCUGGUGUGAAUCCAGAGGUCUUAGUAUCAUACCAGGACCAAAAUAUUGUGUUGGCCAGCUGAGGACCCCCAGAAUCCCAUGGGUUUCUAAUGUAUCAUACAGACAGAAAUCAUCUAGCUACAAGGACAGUUUGAAGAUUUUGCAAAGUGGACCUCCUGAGGCACUCAGCAGCCAUACACUUUCCAAGACUGAUUCCUAACAUUCUAGGUUAUUUUUGUCUAGACUCUUUGGAGUCUGUCUACUUUGAUGCCAUUUGAUACCUGCAGCCUAUAACUGAAUAUUACUGCAUUUCCAUUUGUUCAGGAGCGCCAUGGCCCAUGUUGUCUUGAUUCCUGGGUUGACUCGUAGCACUGUGGGAGCCAUCUGCACACAGGCUUCGUGGAGAUUGACAGCCAGCACUUGGCGGCACCUUACUCUAACCAGCAUAAUGAAAUCCAGAAGGAAAGCUGAUCACUUGGAGAGAACUGCAAGUGUCCUCCGACGGGAGGUCAUGGCUACAGCUAAGGUGUGUGACAUUGCCCAGGAGUCUCCAUCAGUGAAGAGCCUCCGUUUGCUUGUCGCUGAUAAAGACUUCUCUUUUAAGGCUGGCCAGUGGGUUGAUUUCUUUAUCCCAGCAGUCUCUGUCGUUGGUGGGUUUUCAAUUUGCUCCAGUCCCCAACUGCUAGAACGAGAGAGAAUAAUAGAGUUGGCAGUGAAAUACACAGACCACCCUCCUGCUAUCUGGGUUCACAAGAAGUGCACACUUGACUCUGAAGUGGCGCUCAGAGUGGGUGGAGAGUUCUUCUUUGACCCUCAGCCCACAGACGCCCCUCGAAACCUCGUGUUGAUUGCUGGAGGGGUUGGGAUUAACCCCCUGCUUUCCAUCCUGCGCCACUCAGCAGAUCUCCACCGAGACCAAGCAGACAGAGGAAGAGGCUAUGAGAUAGGAGCAAUAAAACUGUUCUACAGUGCCAAGAACACCAGUGAACUCCUGUUUAAGAAAAAUAUCCUCGAUUUAGUAAAUGAAUUUCCCGAGAAGAUUACAUGCAGUUUGCAUGUUACAAAACAGACGGCACAAAUCAGUGCAGAACUUAAACCAUUCAUCACAGAAGGAAGAAUAACGGAGAAGGAGAUACGAAACCACAUUUCAGCAGAGACUCUGUUCUAUAUCUGCGGCCCACCUCCAAUGACGGACUUUUUCUCUAAGCAACUGGAGAGCAGCCAUGUUCCCAAGGAACACAUUUGUUUUGAGAAGUGGUGGUAGGGAGCCGGCCCAGACCUGAGAGCCACUCAGGAGAGUGAGACUGUUUAGGGUUUGUGGGUUUGCCUCCACCUGAGCUAUCUUUUUUAAAGCUGUGAACUAAGUGUCCAACCCAAGACUAAAGAAAAACCAGCACCAGAUUUAUACAAUAAACAUGCUGUCGACUCGUUAGUCAAGCUUUUCUUGACUAUCCUGAUUUUUUCUUUCAUUAAUACCUAUUUAACUAUCUCAUGAUGGUUCAUUGUUAUGGAGUUUCUGGCCCCUGGGAAAAGACCAUACACUCAGUCCAAAUUGAUUACCUACUAGCAGGAUGACAGUCUCUGAGCCAAGGAGGGGUAUUGGGAAAGGUUUAUUAAGGGCGAAAAGCACAUGAAGACUUUCAACAUCUACACAAGCAAGCAAAAUCUGGUCUGUUCUGUCAAGUGGUCAGUGUGACUCAGAACAAUCUGUGAGUAUCUGUAAACAAGUUACAGAAGCCAAAGCAGAAAGCAGUUCGUCGUCGUCACAGUGGAGGGUCCCUGCUGUGGAUUUCUGGUUAGGGGUCACUGAGUCAAGGCUGUUUUCUGGGAACCUGCCUUUCUGGAAUUUUGAGUCUGAGGCAAGCAGUCAUUAGGUAUUAAGAUGGAGGUCUAGCACACAAUGGUUUCUCUGGCUGACCCUUACACCAUGAACUGAUUAAUACAAAUUUUUCUUUGCCAUUAGGAAGAAAAAUGGUCUACUUAAAGGAAAAUAAUGAGUUUUGUGUUUAAAUUAUUGGACAGAGAUUCAUGAAUCUUGUGUUUAGUGAAUUUAUAAUUUUAAAUACAUUCUUAAUUUUA